CCCUUUUUUUCCUGCGGCCGCCGCCGAGUGUCAGUUUCAGCGCCGCCGCCUGCGGUCUCUCGGGUGCGGGCUCCCGGCCGUGCCGCGCUCCCGGCCGCCCCGCGCCCCCGCCGUCGUCCUCGCGCCUCCGCGCCUCCGCGCCUCCGCCGUAGCAGGCCCGCGCACCCGGCCCCGCCGAGCCGGCGCUGGCCCGGGUCCGAGCGGCCUCUGCUCCGCACGCAGAUGGCGCACGCGGCGGCUGCCGUGCCGCUGGGCGCGCUGGAGCAGGGCAGCCCCAUCCGCGUGGAGCACGACCGUCGGCGCCGCCAGUUCACCGUCCGGCUGAACGGAUGUCAUGACCGGGCCGUCCUGCUCUAUGAGUACGUGGGAAAGCGGAUCGUGGACCUGCAGCACACGGAGGUCCCUGACGCCUACCGCGGACGUGGCAUCGCCAAGCACCUCGCCAAGGCUGCUCUGGACUUCGUGGUGGAGGAGGACCUGAAGGCCCAUCUCACGUGCUGGUACAUCCAGAAGUAUAUCAAGGAGAACCCGCUGCCACAGUACCUGGAGCGCCUGCAGCCGUGACCCCGGCUCGCGGGGCAGGAGUGCUCCUGCCAGAUCCUUCCUCAUGGCCUUCACCCUGGCCCUCUGAGUGCUCUCAGGAAACCUGGACCCCACGGGGACAGACUCAGAGUUAUUUUUGUAAGGAUGCUCAUCUGUGGCCUGUGGAGGCAGCUGGCCGAGGAUGGGCAGCAGUCCAGUGACUGUGACCAAGGAAAGGCCAGGCAGCCGCAGUCCGGCAGCCCCCCUCUGCAGACGCUGGCCAGCUUCCCAAAAGGCCGCAUGUCCUGUUGUGGGCAGACCAGUGAGGGCCUCUCUCCAGGACCAGAACAGGAACAGGGGUGUCCCUGUGCCCAGUCUGGGUCCCACCUACUGUUCCCUGCUCUGUGAUUGGCAGGGGGCUGUCUUGGAAUCCUCCACCCGCCACCACUGCCUCUCCAUCUGUGUCCUUUCCGCAGAUGAGGAGGGUGUCCUGAGCUGAAAGGAGCAAUAAGAAACUGUGUGCCAACUUACGAGGGACACAGCGCAAGCUGUGGUUGCCACUAACGCUGCCCCUUCUCUUCCUCUGACUUGUGUGCCCUGGCAGGGGUCAGCGAGGGGCAGCCCUCCCUGAUGUGUGAGCCCAGGAAUGGAUAGACUGGGCACUGGUUCAGGCUCAACUGCACACAGGCAUGCGCACACGGGAUGCUGAGUGCCAAGCUAUGCAUUGGCUGAGAGGCUGAUGGGGGUGGUGCAUUGGCUGUUCUCUUCUUGGUACCAGUUCCCUUAACUCCUUGCCCCCUUGUCGGCCAGCUCUGCAGGAAACCAAGGUCCCUGUCCCCCAUGGUUGCCCUGCCGUCACCUUUUGCCUGUCUGCCAGGGGCCAGCUCCAGGUGCGGUCAAGCAUCUGGGAUGGGAGGGAGGCAAAUUGUCCUCAAAAACCAUCCUCACCACCCAAGAGAAAGAAACAUUUCUGUGGAGGGAUUUCCUUUGUGGCCACCAGACAUCAGAGCAUCUUUCUCUUGGUGAACUUGUCUGACUGGGGUCACAGGGCCCCUCCCAGACCAACCCUUCCUGGUAAUGGCUUGGGGGGCAUACCCCAGCGCCCUUUGUUUAACACCCAGCUUUUCUGGGGUCUUUGGGGGCUCAGGGUCCUAACCUCCUGUGUUCCGCUCCCCACAGGUCAAAGAGGAACCCAGGAGUCAGGGUCCCUUUGGGGCAGAGACAUAAGUUAACAGUGAAUCCCUGAGAGUGAUGUGUCCUGUCCGGUCCUCUGGCUGGGGAUGGGGGCUCAAGGAGAUGUGGGUGCUGGGGACACUUGUUAUCAUGGUGACUCCUCCCUUUAUCCGACUUGCUGCAGCAGAUGUUGGCUUCUGCUCACCUUUUCCACUCCUUCGUUCCUAGUCUCUACCGAGCCUCUCCCCCACUCCCUUGCCUCCCUCCACCGCAGCAGCUCAGGGCACUACCCCAGACGUUUGUGCACAGACACCUUCCUGCCCAGUGGCAGGAACAUCUCGCUGUGCACAUUCACACUCUGGCCUCCAGGAAUCCCCAAGAGGACUGAGGGCACCCCCUAGCUCUGUUUGCAAAGGGCUGUUGUGAGGGACAGGGAAGCCUCUGGGCCCCCACAUACUGGGAGUUGUGGGCCAGGAAGAAAUCACUGGCAGGAGGUGGGCUCAGCUGCUGGGUUUACUCCAAGGCUGGGAGUGUCCCAUUUCUGGCACAGUUUGAGAAAAGAGCGGGUUGUAGGCCCGAGAGUGGAAAAGCGAGCCAGCCCAGGGUCUGGGCCCUUUCCCUCCCUCCCUAGGCCCACCCCCUCCCCAUUCACACAUUCCUCCCCAAGUUUAAGCACAGACUCCUUCAUGAAAACUCUCCAGUGGCUCAGUGAGCUGAUGCUGUCUCCCCCUGCAGUCUGUGGGAUAAGGUGACCCAAUUCCAGGAGGGUGCCCUACACACAAGAGCCCAGGGAGCAGAGGCCAGGUGGCGCCAGGUGGGACCCAUUCCCUUCCCCACUGUGUCCCAGCCUGAACCUGUGUUCUCACAGCAGGCGACACGCCACGCCUGGGCCAGCAUGCACACAAAACACUUUUUACUUGAACCAGGAGUCAUGCAGGGUCUGGGGAGUGCUGCUCAGCCCUGGACCCAGGGACAGCUUGUCCCUAGUUUCUGCAGGUGUGACUUGGCCUCCUUUCCUCGGCUGCCUUAAAGUGCCACUGCACCGCUACAGGGGAUCUGCUGCUGUGGCAGCCUGGCCCUCAGGCUCCAGCACAGCCUUGAGGCAGCAGUGAUCACCUACUCUGCUUGGCUGGGGACUCUGCAGACCCUGGCCUGGAGACCCCAGCCCCCCUCAGCUGACACGGCCAAUUUUGCCAUGGCUGGCCUGCCCCUGGUGCUGUCCCCAUGUGUCUGGUGUCCCAGCCCCUCCUAUGUGUGCCCGGAUGCCCCAAGAUCCCUUGCUGAGGAGACGGAGAGGCGGGCGGGUAGGGGGGACCUUCCAGCAGAUUGUCCAAAGGCCCCAGCUCUCCUGUCACAUCUUGCUUUGUGGGUUUCUCUUUCUUGCCCGGUCAAAAUAGGUGGUAACUCAUGUGCCUUUCCUACUCAGGACCUGUUCCAGGUGAUGUCUGGGCCAAGGCUCCAGAACUCCCUUUGUUAUUUCUCAAACUCCUGAACAGAUUGCAUGACAUACAUUUCAAUAAAAGCUGUGGCCUAGCG
Hipposideros armiger (great roundleaf bat) is the source of this 3231-nucleotide messenger RNA. RefSeq names its product N-acetyltransferase domain containing 1 (gene NATD1). NCBI's taxonomy places the organism in Eukaryota, Metazoa, Chordata, Mammalia, Chiroptera, Hipposideridae. The record is from RefSeq and is a predicted model, not a curated record. The transcript has 3 exons. Bases 223 to 564 code for a protein of 113 amino acids.